Molecule: messenger RNA, 3322 nt
Organism: Micropterus dolomieu (smallmouth bass)
Lineage: Eukaryota; Metazoa; Chordata; Actinopteri; Centrarchiformes; Centrarchidae
Product: FYVE, RhoGEF and PH domain-containing protein 4-like
Exons: 16
Coding region: 120-2666 (848 amino acids)
Biological process (GO): filopodium assembly; cytoskeleton organization
Cellular component (GO): cytoplasm
Molecular function (GO): guanyl-nucleotide exchange factor activity; metal ion binding
Source: RefSeq, a predicted model, not a curated record
UGAUUGAGCGCGUGAAAGAGUGAACAUCAAAGUCUCGGGGACACCGGCACGUCACUCCUCCCUCUCUGUUUCCGGUCCAACUUACUAUAUUUUGUUGGAGCUGACGCUACUUUUUCACAAUGUUUGACAUGAAGAAGAGGAAUAGUUUGGGCUGCAGCCGCGAGACGGAGGAGUUCAGACGAGCGGCGGUCAGACGGAAAGUGAAAGGCGCUGCGGUUGACUGCCAGUCCUCACACACAGUGAGCAGUGGAGUGUGUGGCUCGUACAGCUGUGGCCGAGCUUGUGACAGGGUCUGUGGAUCAGAACUGAAGUCUAAACCUUGUGUAGAUGAAUCCCGCAAAAGAAGCCCAGCUAGAGGAUCACCUUUCAAACCACAAGCACAUCCUAAACCAACUCACCUCCAGAGUCCUUUGAGGGCAGGACAAGCUCAAGCACACAGUCCCACUGCAGGAAAAUUACUGCCUCUACAAGUUAACGGCACAGAGCAAGACCAGAGUCCUAACAGAGGUUGUGUAGUUUCUGUUUCCUGUGCUAGCCCAGCACAAAACUGCCUAGGCUCCCCUAGUCCUGUCAGAGGAGGAAACAGCUUUUUCUAUGGAGUAUCUGGAGCAUGUAUCAGCCCUGCCAGACUUACUCAGGGGAUUCCAAAUCUUAAAAGCAGUCCAGUUUUAGGAUCUCCCAGUCCAGGCAAAAGUGGCACUCAGACCUGUAGCCCAUUAAGGGAAGGGUGGCACAACACUGCUAAGUUGUCCCCAAGGAACCAGAGCCUUCUGGCAAGAAAAGUGCGGACCCCCAGCCCUGUGCUGGGGAGGAUGAGGAGCUAUAGCCUUGCCAAGAACUCUAAAUCCUGGCUAGGACUGCACAGAAGCCCAAGCAGCAACAUGGAAGGACAAAAGAAGAGAGCGGGGAAAUCCUUGAGUGUGCCUGACUUGAUCUUUUACUUGGAUGACAACAGGGUUCCCACCGAAAAAGUUGAACGCUCUCCACCGAAACUCAGUCAUGCCACAAAUGAAGCCCAUUUAUUAAGCAAUGGCAAAGAGCAUUCUUCAGGACAAAUGACUGGCAUAGUUCAGUGGGAAGAUUACAUGGUAAUAAAUGGGAUUGAAGUAAAUGACACAAUGGAAGAAGGCAAGAUACCCGUAGGACAUGGCUCCAAGUUUUCCUGCCAGUGGAAUGAGGCAGCUACAAAAGAUGGCGAGAUUCACAAGGAGUCUAAAAGUGAACAAAAUGAUGAGCAGAAGAUGAAAGAGUGGGGAAGUGAGAAAGAUGAAGAGAACACAGAGCAGAAAUUGUACAAGAUAGCCAAUGAACUCCUGCAGACAGAGAGGGCCUAUGUGGCUCGUCUCCACCUGCUAGACCAGGUGUUCUGCUCACGCCUAACAGAAGAGGCAGGCCGGGGCUCAUUUCCUCCCGAGGUGAUAAGAAAUAUCUUCUCCAACAUUUCCUCUAUCUACUCCUUCCACAGCCAAUUCCUGCUACCUGACUUGGAAAACUGCAUCAGACACUGGUAUGAGAGCCCAGGCCUGGGUAAUGUUCUCCUGCAACAUGCACCCUUCCUGAGGAUGUAUGCCGACUAUGUCAGAAACUUUGACCAGGCCUUGGAACUGGUGAAGACCUGGACCGAACGCUCCUCCGCCUUCAGAAACAUCAUCCAGGACAUACAAAGUCAGGAGGUGUGUGGCAGCCUGACCCUGCAGCACCACAUGUUGGAACCAGUCCAGAGGGUUCCACGUUAUGAAAUGCUGCUCAGGGAUUACCUGAAGAGACUGCCCGAGGACAACCCAGACUAUGAGCUUGCUCACAAAUCCUUGCAGUCCAUUUCCAUGGCAGCCACACACUCAAACAGCGCCAUCCACAAAGCUGAGAGCCUGAAAAGGCUGCUGGAGAUCUAUGAGAUGGUUGGAGAGGAGGAAGUGGUCAACCCGGCCAACGAGUUCAUCAGAGAAGGUCGUCUACUCAAGCUUGCGGCCAGGAACACAUCUGCCAUGGAGAGGCACCUUUUCCUGUUCAACAACUUUCUGCUGUGCUGCACUCCUAAGUUCAGUCUAGUUGGCCAGCGAUUUACUGUCCGCUGCAGGAUCGGGGUGGAUGGCAUGCAGGUGCAGCAGACCACCAAUGAAGACCACCCAUACACCUUCCAAGUCUCUGGAAAGGAGAGAACCCUUGAGCUGCAGACCAGCUCUGAACAAGACAGAGAUGAGUGGAUAAAGGUAAUUCAGGCAGCCAUUGACGUGUUUCAGAAGAAAAAUUACACCUUCAAAUUGGCUUCUAAGGAGUUGAAUAUAGAAGACCCAACGGAGGAACUCGGCCGACGUGCCCCUCGCUGGAUCAGGGACAACGAGGUGACCGUGUGUAUGAAAUGCCAGGAACCUUUCAACGCGCUUACCAGGAGAAGACAUCACUGCAGAGCCUGUGGCAGCGUGGUGUGCUGGAAGUGUUCAGACAAUAAAGCGGCUUUAGAGUAUGACGGAAACAAGCUGAACAAAGUGUGCAAAGCCUGCUACUCCAUCCUGACGAGUCAGAGAGGGGAGCGUGUGGAGGGAAAGAAGAACAAAGUACUAGAGCUGGGGGCAUCUCCAGUGUCCAGUGACUGCACAAUGAGUGGCUUCCUGCUGGAUAGUGACAACCCAAAGAUAAUAGAUGUGAUCUGUUAUCCCCAGGACUGAACCUUAUGUCCUCUAUCUGUACACUGCUCCACAGGGGUGCCGUCGAGUGGAAAAAGUGACUCACUUCAUAUCCUGUAUUAGAAAAGAGAGCACACUAUUCUAUUGCAACCUCACUGUGAGACUUCACCCCCAUCCAGGAUGUGAAGCCCCUAUCCUGUAUACCUCUACUGGGCUGCAGUGUGGAGGAUUCCCCUCAGGAGCUGGAGGGUCAGACUUGUUUCUCUUUAAGACAAUCCAAAACCACCCACACUUUGCCCUGCGAUGGCUUGGACCUCAAACAGAGCUGACUGACUGUUCUGAAAGUUGCUGUGACAUGCAGGGUGCCAUGGGCACACACUGUGGCUAUGACAUCACCACCAAUGGCUCCAGAUGUGAGAUUAAUCGUAAUGUCAAUGAUGGAAGUGUCUCAAGUGGUGAGGAAUGUAUCAUCAGUGGCAACAAGUAAAACCACUCAUGAAUGUUUGAGGUUAGGCACUAUGGAAAGUUCUCAUAGCAUGCACAUGAACAAACGUCAACAGACAAAACAAGUCCAUUGAUGUUUGAGAGGAAGGGCACCUCAAAAAUACGAGAACUGUAUUUAUCUUACAAGUGGUGAUGCACUUUAUUUCUGAAAUGAUUUACAGUAAAAUAAAUAAAGUGAAGGUGUUUUAACAUGA